Messenger RNA from Megalops cyprinoides (Indo-Pacific tarpon), 14213 nucleotides. RefSeq names its product protocadherin Fat 1-like. The transcript is spliced from 29 exons. The coding region runs from base 53 to 13888 and encodes 4611 amino acids. NCBI's taxonomy places the organism in Eukaryota, Metazoa, Chordata, Actinopteri, Elopiformes, Megalopidae. Gene Ontology annotation, biological process: homophilic cell-cell adhesion. The record is from RefSeq and is a predicted model, not a curated record. Gene Ontology annotation, cellular component: plasma membrane; cell-cell junction. Gene Ontology annotation, molecular function: calcium ion binding.
CAGCAACGUACACACAGCUGCUGUGGUUUGGUGAGGAGUAUACUGUGCCAUCAUGGAGAGAUGCCUGAUAAUGCUUCUUUCCAUGGUUCUGCAACUCCUUUGCAGCUGUGCGGGGAGCACAGAGGAGGCACAGACAUUACACUUUACACAUUUAGUUUAUAACACCACUAUAUAUGAGAACUCUGCAGCAAAAACCUAUUUAGAAAGCAAGGUUAAAAUGGGUAUAUAUAUCACAGACCCAGCCCUAGACAUACGGUACAAAAUAGUGUCUGGAGAUCCUGAGAACUUAUUCAAAGCAGAGGAGUAUGUUUUGGGAGAUUUCUGCUUCUUGCGAAUGAGGACCAAAGGAGGGAGUGCGGCUGUUCUCAAUAGGGAAGUGCAAGAUCACUAUUUACUAACAGUAAAAGCACUUGAAAAAAACUCAGGUGCUGAAGCCCGUGCAGCAGUUAAAGUGCACAUUCUUGAUACGAAUGAUCUAAGACCUCUCUUCUCGCCAACCUCUUAUAGUGUUUCUCUGCCUGAAAACACAGCCAUAAGAACCAGCAUCACCAAGGUCACUGCUACGGAUGCUGACAUUGGCACAAACGGAGAGUACUAUUACAGCUUUCGAGACUGGACUGACAUGUUUGCCAUUCAUCCCACCAGUGGCAUAAUAACUCUUGCGGGUAAACUGGAUUACUCCGAGAACAGGCUCUAUGAGAUGGAGAUCCUGGCAGUGGACCGUGGCAUGAAACUCUAUGGGAGCAGUGGCAUUAGCAGCAUGGCCAAGCUGACGGUCAGAGUGGAGCAGGCUAAUGAACAUGCACCUGUCAUCACAGCUGUCACUUUAGCUCCAUCUGAGACUGACAGGGAUCCCACUUUUGCCAUUGUGAUGGUGGAAGACAGCGACCAAGGGCUAAAUGGUGAAAUAGCAUCAUUAAGCAUUGUAGCAGGGGACCCACUGCUGCAGUUUAAGGCAGUGAGAACCAGUCCUGGAAGCAAAGAAUACAAAAUAAAAGCAGUUAAUGGAGUGGACUGGGACAGUCAGCCCUUUGGAUACAAUCUCUCUUUGCAGGCUAAGGAUAAAGGGAAUCCACCCCAGUUUUCAUCAGUGAAGGUGGUUCAUGUGAUCUCUCCACAGUUUAAAAUAGGACCUCCUAAAUUUGAACACAGCAUUUACCGGGCCAACCUUAGUGAAUUUGCUCCUCUUCAUACACCUGUCAUAAUGGUAAAAGCUCUACCAAAGUAUCCUCAGAUAGAGUACAUUUUAAAACACAAGACUGACAAAAGCCCGUUCACAAUUAAUCCAGAUACAGGGUUAAUUACAACAACUGGACCAAUCAGAGCAGAGGAAGCUUCCAGAUUUGAGUUAGAAGUUGUUACCAGUGACAGAAAUGCGGCAACAAAAGUUGUCAUUGAUGUUAUUGACAUGAAUAACAAUGCUCCUGAGUUUCUCCAGGCAUCUUACAAAGUCAGCGUUGAUGAGCAUGUACCAGUAGGGACUGCAGUAUUGACAAUUAGUGCUCGUGAUUUGGAUGAUGGAGAGAACGGUUUUGUUACCUACAGCAUUGCCAGUGGGAAUCAGCCACAGCCAUUUAUCAUUGACUCUUUCACUGGUGUUAUUAGCAUCAGUGAAGAUUUGGAUUACGAGCUCAUGCCAAGGAUUUACCAUCUAAGAAUAAGAGCUUCAGACUGGGGUUCUCCGUUCCGUCGGGAAGCGGAGACUUCAGUUACAGUCACACUGAAUAACUUGAAUGACAACAAGCCAUUGUUUGAAAACAUAGACUGUGAUGUGACUGUACCAAGAGACUUUAGAGUUGGUGAACAGAUAACUACCAUGUCUGCAAUCGAUGCUGAUGAGUUACAGCUGGUACGAUAUGAAAUAAAGUCUGGUAACGAUCACGACCUCUUUGAUUUGAACCCAAAUUCUGGUGUGCUGUCAGUCAAGGGAUCACUAAGUGAUGGUGAGGGGGCACAAGAGUAUUUGCAUUCCUUACAAAUCACUGCCAGUGAUGGAGAAAACAGAUCUCCACCAAUGAUGAUGAACAUCACUGUCAGUGCUGCUCAGACAACAGUCCAAUUGAAAUGCGUUGAAACGGGUGUGGCCGCAAUGCUGGCAAAAAAUCUGCUUCAGGCCUCCGAUACCCACAGCCACGUGGAACUUGAAGAUCACUUUAUAGACAGUCAUUCGAUUAACCGGCAUGCACCACAGUUUACGGACCCUUUUCUCAGUGUAAUCAAUGUUAAAGAAGACCUUCCUGUCGGCGCCAGGAUUGUUCUUAUUGGUGCCACAGAUCCUGAUAGUGGCUUUAAUGGAAAAUUGGUUUUUGUGAUUUCUGGAGGAGAUACUGAGAGUCGAUUUGUCAUUGAAAUGGACACUGGUUGGCUUAAGGUGUAUGCUCCACUUGACAAAGAAACAACCAGUCAUUAUACUCUGAACAUCACAGUGUACGAUCUGGGAAUACCUCAGAGGUCUGCGUCACGUAUCCUAGAUGUUAGUAUUCUGGACGUGAAUGAUAACAUUCCAGAGUUUCUGCAGGACAGUUACUCUGUGGUAGUUAGUGAAGACACAGAUGUGGGCACUGAAAUCAUUCAGGUCGAAGCUACAGAUAAAGAUUCGGGUGUCAAUGGGAUGAUCCGAUACUCACUCGUGGCUGACACAGAUCAGUUUGAGAUCAAUGAGGAGACAGGCGUUGUGAAGGUGAAAGCACCACUGGAUCAUGAGGUCCACCCCAUUUUUGUUGUGAAGAUUGCAGCACACGACCGGGCCACUGAUGAGCCUCCACUUAUAUCAACUGUGUCACUUAAAGUGAUACUGGAGGAUGUCAAUGACAAUGCCCCUAGAUUUAUUCCUCCAAACUACCACGUGAAAGUGCGGGAAGACCUCCCUGUCGGCACGGUGGUGGUGUGGUUGGAGGCCCACGAUCCCGAUGUCGGUCACUCCGGUCAUGUGCGUUACAGCCUGGUAGACAACAGAGACGGAAACUUUGACGUGGACAAACUGAGCGGGGCUGUACGGAUUACUCGGAGUCUGGAUUAUGAGAAGAAGCAGGUGUACAAUUUAACAGCAAGGGCCAAAGACAAAGGAAAGCCGGUCUCUUUGUCCUCGACCUGUUAUAUUGAGCUAGAGAUUGUGGAUGUGAAUGAGAAUUUGUAUCGCCCGCGGUUCCACUCUUUUGCGGAGAAAGGGUCUGUGAAAGAGGAUGCCCUUAUUGGUACUUCAGUUAUGAAGGUGAUCGCAAAAGAUGAAGACAAAGGCAGAGAUGGGGAAAUAAGGUACUCCAUACGGGAUGGCUCAGGCCUUGGAAUAUUCACCAUUGAUGAAGAAAGUGGAGUCAUAAGAACAGAGGCGCUCUUGGACCGUGAGACCACUCCCCACUACUGGCUGGCUGUUUAUGCCACUGAUCGAGGCAUAGUACCUCUCUCGUCCUCCAUUGAAGUUUUCAUCGAGGUGCAGGAUGUCAAUGACAAUGCCCCGCAGACCUCGGAGCCAGUGUACUAUCCUUCGGUCAUGGAGAAUUCCCCAAAGGAUGUUUCUGUCAUCCAGAUUGAGGCAUUGGACCCGGACACCAGAUCCAGUGACAAUUUAUCCUACAAGAUAACCAGUGGGAAUCCCCAGGGGUUUUUUGCCAUCAAUUCCAAGACUGGUUUGGUCACAACUACCUCAAGAAAGUUGGACCGUGAACAGCAAGAGGAGCACAUUCUUGAGAUCACAGUCACCGAUCAUGGUGUUCCUGCAAAGUCCACGGUGGUGAGAGUCAUUGUAAAGGUGCAGGAUGAGAAUGACAACAAGCCCCAGUUCCUGGAGAAAAUCUAUAAAAUCAAGCUCCCAGAGCGAGGGAGAGCAGAGCGGGAGAGGUCUGUCAGUCGGGAGCCUAUUUAUAGAGUCAUAGCCGCAGAUAGAGAUGAGGGCCCCAAUGCUGAAAUAUCAUACAGCAUAGAAGAGGGGGACGAACAUGGCAAGUUCUUCAUCGAGCCAAAAACUGGGAUGGUGUCCUCCAAAAAGAUUUCCUCCGCUGGAGAGUAUGACAUUCUCACGAUUAAAGCUGUCGACAGUGGCCGGCCUCAGAGGUUCUCCUCCUGUCGGCUGCAUAUAGAGUGGAUCCCAAAGCCGAAACCUUCCGCCAAGCCUCUGAGAUUCGACGAGUCGCCCUUUGCCUUCGCCGUCAUGGAGAGUGACCCUGUGUCUCACAUGGUCGGAGUCAUUGCCACAGAGCCCACUGACGCGUCAGUCUGGUUUGACAUCACAGGAGACAUACAGGCAAAAGACGUGUUUUACAUCGUUCAGAUGGCUUGUGACCUGAACUGUACAGCAGAAGGUGGAAAUUACGACAGCCGCUUUGAUGUGGGCAAGGGCAGCGGAACCAUCAUCCUGGCCAGACCCCUCGAUGCAGAACAGAAAUCAAAUUACAGCUUGACAGUGGAAGCAACAGAUGGAACCAACUCCAUCAACACCCAGGUAUUCAUCCAAGUGAUUGAUACAAACAAUCACAGGCCGCAAUUCUCCCAACCCAAGUAUGAGAUUACCAUCCCAGAGGACAUAGCGCCGGAGACAGUCAUCCUACAGAUCAGCGCCACUGAUGAGGAUGAGAAGAACAAGAUGACGUACACAUUGCUGAGCAGCACCGACCCAUUCAGUCUGAAGAAGUUUCGUUUGGACCCCGGAACUGGCAUGCUCUACACUGCUGACAAACUGGACCAUGAGACCAUGCACAGACACACUCUCACAGUAAUGGUACGUGACCAGGACAUACCCAUAAAGCGAAAUCUGGCAAGAGUGAUCAUUAAUGUGGAGGACGCAAAUGACAACGCUCCAUGGUUCACCGGCACCCCAUAUUCCGGGCAGGUGUUUGAGUCUGCCGCAGUGGGCUCGUCCGUACUGCAGGUCACUGCUCUGGAUAAAGACAAGGGACAAAAUGCAGAGAUCCUCUACAGCAUAGAGUCAGGCAAUGCUGCCAGUUCCUUUGCCAUUGAUCCGGUCCUGGGCACUAUUACUGUUGCAAAAGAACUCGAUCGCAACAGUAAGAGCCAAUUUGAGCUGGCAGUAAAAGCUUCAGAUAAAGGGCUUCCUCCGCUGAGUGUGCUGACAACUGUCCACAUCACUGUCACCAUCUCAGAUAAUGCCAAGCCCAAGUUCACCAAGAAGGAAUUCUCAGCUGAAAUCAGUGAGACAGCCCUUGUCGGGAGUUUUGUGAGCGUAAUUACAGCCUCCAGUCAGUCCUCUGUCUCCUACCAAAUCAAAGAAGGCAACACAAACAAUGCCUUUGACAUAAACCCGAGCUCGGGUGUCGUUGUCACUCGGAGGGCGCUGGACUAUGAGACUUUGCCCUCAUACACUUUGACAGUGCAGGGCACCAACAUGGCAGGGAUGGCAAGCAGCACCACACUUUUGAUACUGCUGAAGGAUGAGAAUGACAACGCUCCAGUUUUCACCCAGUCCGAAUUCACAGGGGUGGUCAGUGAGUCGGCCCCCGUGAACAGUGUGGUUUUGACCAAAGACAAAACUCUGCUGGUGAUCCGGGCAACAGAUGCCGACAGAGACUCAAACGCAAGGCUCGUGUAUGAAAUCGUUGAGCUGUAUGCCCACAACUACUUUGCAAUAGAUUCCAGCACGGGAGCCAUCAGGACGAUUGCCAGCCUAGAUUAUGAACAGAGGAGCAAUUUCCAGUUCACCGUCCAAGUCCAUGACAUGGGAAUACCACGCUUAUUUGCUGAGACAGCUGCCAAUGUAACAAUCCAAGUCAUAGAUGUUAAUGACUGCUCCCCACAAUUCAGCCUUGACGUGUAUCAGGCAUCUGUUAUAGUGCCACUGUACAAUGGGGUAGAAGUAAUUACAGUAAAUGCCACAGAUGCAGAUUCUGGAACAAAUUCUAAAAUGAUUUUCUCUAUUUCAAAUGGCAAUAUUGGCGAUAAAUUUCAGAUCGAUCCAGUUUCCGGUGCCAUCUCCAUUCUAAAUGCCACACAGCUGCGAAGCAGAUAUGAGCUGACCGUGAGAGUCUCUGAUGGGAGGUUUGUCAGCGCUGCGACAGUGAAUAUAAAUGUGAGGGAGAAUAACAACAGUUUGCUGAAGUUUACCCAAGAAUUGUACAGUGCCUCCAUUCCAGAGAACUCGUCUGAGAAGAAAACUCUUGCAAUAGUCGCUGUUGUCGGAAGCCGAGUGAACGAGCCUUUGUUUUACACCAUUCUGAAUCCAGACAGGAGGUUCACAAUUGGACGUACCUCUGGGGUACUGUCCACCACUGGAGUACCUUUUGAUCGUGAGGAGCAGAGCAUGUUUGAUGUGGUUGUGGAAGUGACAAAGGAACAGAAGUCAUCUGGUUUUGCUCAUGUCUUAGUAAAAGUGACCGUUGAGGAUGUGAAUGACAACAAGCCUGUGUUUGUUAACCUGCCUUAUUACACAUUGAUGCGGAGGGACUCUGAGGUGGGUCAGACCAUUAGGCAAGUGACUGCAGUGGAUAGAGAUAUUGGCAGAAAUGCUGAGAUCCACUACCGCUUGAGAGAGCAUAAUGAGCAUUUCCAGAUAAGUACUUCAGGUGAAAUUUCUCUGAAAAAGCCAUUUGAAGAGGACGCUUUUGACAGACAGUUUGCGAUCAACGUUGUGGCUGAAGAUGGGGGAGAACCGGCACUUUCAGCAACAGUAGAAGUGCCGAUCACUGUUGUGAGUAAGGCCAUGCCAGUAUUUGAAAAACCAUUUUACAGCAUUGAAAUUCCAGAGAAUGUACAAUUACAUACUCCAGUAGUGCAUGUCCAGGCCAAUGACUCAGAGGGCCCCCGCAUAGUUUACUGCAUCACUGAGGGAGAUCCAUUCAGCCAGUUUUCUAUUAACUUCAACACAGGCGUUCUGUAUGUCAUCCAGCCUCUGGAUUAUGAAGCCCACCCUGCCUAUAAGCUGAGUGUGAGAGCAGCAGACUCGCUAACUGGUGCCCACUCAGAGGUUUUUGUGGACAUAGUUUUGGAGGAUGUCAAUGAUAACUCACCAGUGUUUAAUGCAGAGGCAUACAGCGUCAGUCUCUCAGAAGCCUCCAUAGUUGGCACGUCAGUACUACAAGUCACAGCCACUGAUUCUGACUCUGGAAAUAAUAAAGCACUGUUUUAUCAGCUGGUUAAUAAUGGAGACAGGAGUUUUGAUUACUUCAGCAUUGACCGUGACACCGGGGUCAUCUCCACGGCUCACAUGUUGGACCAUGAGGAAACAACACAGCACAAACUGGUGGUGAGAGCUGUCGAUGGAGGUGUCCCCGCCCUGUCUAGUGAAGUCACAGUGCUGAUUGACGUGAACGAUCUGAAUGAUAACGCACCGGUCUUCACAGAGCAGGCGUACAGCGGUAGCGUCAGCGAGCUCGCCGUCAGUGGGAACUUCGUCACACUCGUGCAGGCCACAGACGCCGACAGCUCUGAUGCCGGCAAGCUGGAGUACACUCUCCUCUCUGGAAACGAAGACCGCAACUUUGCCAUUGACGGAAAGAGUGGGCACAUUGUCAUUUCAGACCACCGUAAGCUGCAAAUGGAGCCGUUUUAUAGCCUCGGCGUGUCCGUAUCUGAUGGAGUCUAUCGGAGCUCAACCACAGUUAAUAUCACGGUUGUUGGUGCAAACUUUCAUAGCCCCUCUUUCGAUCAGAUCGAUUAUGUGGUUGAACUCACAGAGAACUCGCCUGUUGGAACGCUGGUUACAGAAGCCAAAGCUACAGAUGAAGAUCGUGGUCCGUAUGGCCAUAUCACGUAUUACAUAGUUAAUGACUUUGCAAAGGACAAAUUUAAAAUCAAUAAAAAGGGGCAGAUUUUCACACUGGAGAGCCUGGAUCGUGAGAAUCCCAUUGAUAAAUUAAUACCCAUAAGUCUUAUGGCUAAAGAUGGAGGAGGACGGGUGGGCUUUUGCACCAUCACUGUGAUUCUAACUGACAUUAAUGACAAUGCCCCUCAAUUCCAGGCAGCCGAAUACAGAGUGAAUGUUGCGUCAGAUGUCCCAAGGGGAACCACAGUAGUCAAAAUUGCAGCAUCAGAUGCAGACGAAGGAACCAAUGCUGAUAUUGCCUACAGUAUUGAGCCAGGUGCUGAAAAUGUUGUGGAAAAUUUUGAAAUAAACCCCCUCAGUGGUGUAAUCAUAACAAAAGAAAGCCUUAUUGGGCUUGAAGAUGACCUGUAUUCCUUCUAUGUGAGGGCUAAGGAUGCUGGAAAGCCAUCCAAGCAGUCAGUUGUACCAGUUUCUAUUAAAAUAUUGAGCUCUGAAGUGCCAUUGCCAAAGUUUGUAGAACAACAUUACAGGUUUGCAGUUGCUGAAGACCUCCCUAUUGGAUCAGAGAUUGAUGUCAUCCAGGCUGAGAGUGAGCAGGCUGUGGUUUAUAGCCUUGUUAAAGGCAAUACUCCAGAGAGUAACCGAGAUGAGGUCUUUGUAAUUGACAAGGAUACAGGGAGACUAAAACUAGGCAAAAACCUUGACUAUGAAACCACUAAAUGGUACCAACUUAUGCUGCUAGCACACAGCAACCACAUAGGCAGUGACAUUGUGUCUGCUGUAGAUAUUAAUAUUCAACUAAAAGAUGUCAACGACAACCACCCUGAGUUUGAAUCCAACCCUUACAAGGCCUUCAUUGCUGAGAAUUUGCCUGGAGGAACCUCAGUGAUCCAAGUGAAGGCCACUGAUCUAGAUGCUGGGACAAACGGCCAAGUCAUGUACAGCCUCGAUCAGAGCCAGGAGACUGAGGAGAUACUGGAGCUGUUUGCCAUUGGCAGCGAAACGGGCUGGAUCACCACCUUGAAGGAGCUGGACAGGGAGAAGCAGAGCAGCUACACCAUAGCUGUGGUGGCCUCUGACAGAGGGGAGAAGGUCCAGCUGGUCAGCACCACAACAGUGCUGGUGACAGUGGCGGACGUGAACGACAGUCCCCCGCUGUUCACGGCUGAGGUGUACAAAGGGACUGUGAGUGAAGACGACCCAGCCCCAGGUGGAAUCAUUGCCAUCCUGAGCACCACAGAUGCUGACUCUGAGGAUAUACACAAACAAGUCAGAUACUACAUCACAGGAGGAGACCCUUUGGGACAGUUUGCCGUUGAGCACAUUCAGAAGGAAUGGAAGGUGUCUGUCAGGAAGCCCCUGGACCGAGAGGAAAAAGACAAUUAUCUCCUAAAUAUCACAGCCACAGACGGGACCUUUGUGACAAAGGCAGUUGUAGAGGUUAAGGUCCUUGACGCAAAUGACAACAGCCCCGUUUGUGAGAAGUCCUUCUAUGCUGAAAGUGUAGCAGAAGACACCCCUGCAGGAAAGAUGAUCUUACAAGUCUCGGCCACAGAUGCUGAUAUUCGUUCCAAUGCUGAAAUCUCCUACGAGCUCUUUGGACUAGGAUCAGACCAAUUUAGUAUUGACUCAAAUACGGGUGAGCUGAGAACACUCCUACCUUUGGACCGGGAAGAGAGGGAUAUGUACAACCUGAAGGUGCGAGCGUUGGACGGGGGCGGUCACAACUGCGAAGCUGACGUUCAGAUAGCCAUAGAGGAUGUCAACGACAAUGCGCCUCAGUUCAUGUCCGAUACCUUCCCCAUCACCGUAUUCGAAAACACAGCGAUUGGCACGUUUGUCGCUCGACUACAGGCCACUGACCUUGAUUUGGGUGAGAACAGCAAUAUCUUGUAUUCGUUUGUGGAUUCUGCGGAUGGAUACUUCUCCAUUGAUGAGCAAUCAGGGAUCAUCAGCUUGGAGAAGACCCUGGACAGGGAGGCGCAGCCGGUGCACACGCUCAGAGCCCGGGCCACAGACCAGGGCGCCCCCAGGAGGCUGUCGACUGUCUGCUCGGUAGUGGUGUCAGUGCUGGACAUCAACGACAAUCCUCCGGUGUUCGAGCGCAGGGAGUACGUCGCCACGGUUUCGGAGGACGUGGCCGCUGGGACGCCGAUCCUCCGCGUCUUCGCCGCCAGCAAGGAUGCCGAAUCCAAUGCCGAAAUCUCCUACUCCAUCCUCAACGGCAACGAGCGCAGGAUAUUCAGCCUCGAUUCCCACACAGGUGACAUCUUUGUAAUUGAGGGCCUGGAUUACGAAACUGCUCAGGAGUACUACCUGACUGUGGAGGCCACAGACGGAGGCACGCUGUCCCUCAGUGACGUGGCAACCGUCAACAUCAACGUCACAGAUGUCAACGACAACAGCCCCAUAUUCAGCCAGGACACAUACGCCACCGUUGUCAGUGAGGACAGCGACCUCGGAAGGACCAUCCUGACUGUCAUGGCAGAAGAUGCAGACGGGCCUUCCAACAACCACAUCCAUUACUCCAUCAUCAAGGGAAACCAAGAUAGCCCUUUUACCAUUGAUUCGGUCAAAGGGGAGUUGAAAGUUGCUCGCCAAUUAGAUAGAGAGAAGAUAUCAGGAUACACGCUGACUAUCCUGGCCUCCGACAAUGGAAAUCCUCCUAAAUCCAGCAGUGCUACAGUCAACAUUGACGUGUCUGAUGUGAACGAUAAUCCCCCUGUCUUCUCCCAGGCCAACUACACCCUUGUCAUCCAGGAGAACCGUCCGGCAGGGACGAGCGUGCUCCAGCUCGGUGUGACUGACAGGGACGCCUCCCAUAAUGGCCCCCCUUUCUCCUUCAGCAUCAUCGGGGGCAACGAGGACAACGCCUUCCAGAUAAACCAGCAGGGGACGGUCCUCACGUCAGCGCGGCUAGACCACAAAACAAAGGAGCACUACUUACUGCAAGCUCAGGUGGCUGAUAAUGGGAAACCUCAGCUGCUUUCAUCCACAUUCAUCAGCAUCAGAGUUAUCGAGGAGAGCGUUUACCCUCCAGCUGUCCUUCCCCUGGAUGUUUUCGUUACCACCCAAGGAGAGGAGUACUCCGGUGGGGUCCUGGGGAAGGUCCACGCCACUGACCAGGACGUCUACGAUACGCUGUCGUACAGCCUGGCACCGAAGUCGCGCGGCCCUUUCUCCGUGGUCAGCACCGAUGGCAAGCUCGUCGCGCGGAGGGGGCUGGACGUUGGCCACUACCCCCUCAACGUCACCGUCACCGACGGCCGCUUCACCGCGACGGCCGGCGUCAACGUGCACAUCCGGCAGCUCUCCCGGCGGGCACUGAACAGCUCCGUCGCCGUGCGCCUCGCAGGCAUCUCCCCCGAGGAGUUCGUCGGGGACCACUGGCGGAAUUUUGUGAGGGCGCUGCGCAGCGUUGCCGGUGUCCGGAGGUCCGACGUCCAGGUGGUGAGCCUGCAGCCCGCGGACCCGCCCGGCAGCCUGGACGUACUGCUCGCCCUGGAGAGGCCCGGUGGGCCCUACCAGUCCCGGGAGGGCCUCUUCGGCAAGCUCAACUCCUCUGCGGCCGUCAUCGAGGAGAUGACCGGGGUGCAUAUCAUCAAGGUCAUCGACAAGCUGUGCGCCGGCCUGGACUGUCCCCGCAGGUUCUGCGAUGAGGUCAUCAUCCUGGACAAGAGCGCCAUGUCCACCCACAGCGCGGCCAGGCUGAGCUUCGUCACCCCUCGUCACCACAGAUCUGCAGUUUGUCUAUGCAAAGGUAGAAAAUGUCCCAUGUUGAACACACUCUGUGAGGGUGACCCUUGCCCUGAGGGCAGCGUAUGUGUGGCUGACCAGAGUGAAGCCAAAUACAGCUGUGUGUGCCCUGAUGCUAAACCAGGAAAGUGCUCAGGGGGGCCUUCGCUGACAUUCAGUGGGAACGGCUAUGUCAAGUACCGGCUGACAGAGAACGAGAACAAAGAGGAGAUGAAACUCUCCCUCAAGUUGAGAACAUUCUCCAGCCACGCCACCGUAAUGUAUGCCAAAGGGACAGACUACAGCAUUCUCGAGAUCCAGAACGGCAGACUGCAGUACAAGUUCGACUGUGGCAGUGGGCCAGGUAUCGUGUCUGUGCACAGCAUCCAGUUGAAUGACGGAGAGUGGCACACAGUAUCUCUAGAGGUAGAGGGGAACUAUGCCAAGCUGGUCCUGGACAAGGACCAUACCGCCGCAGGCACCGCUCCGGGUACCCUCCGCACCCUAAAUCUGGACAACAACAUCUUCUUUGGGGGCCACGUCCGGCCGCAUGGCCAAAGGCGCGGUCGGAGCCCUCCCGUCAGCAACGGCUUUCAGGGCUGCCUGGAGGCCAUCGUCCUGAACGGGAAGGAGCUGCCCAUCAACAGCAAGGGACACACCUAUGCCAUGAUGGAGGAUAUGGUGGACGUCUUCCCCGGCUGCACCAUGACCCCGCCUCAGGGCUGCUCCAGCAACCCCUGCUCCAAUGGAGGGAGAUGCUCCUCGCUGCCCAAUGGAGGUUAUUUCUGUAAAUGCGGUGCCUUGUUCAUGGGAAUUCGCUGUGAAAUUGGCAUUAGCCCCUGUGCCUCCAACCCAUGUCUGUAUGGAGGAACCUGCAUUGCACACAAUGGAGACUUUUACUGCCAGUGCAGAGGACAGUAUUCUGGACGAAGGUGUCAGCUUGGGCCCUAUUGUAAAGACAACCCUUGUAAAAACAGUGGAAAGUGUAUCGACAGUCUGGAUGGACCCGUCUGUGAGUGUGAGCAAGGGUUCCAAGGAGAAAGGUGCCUCAGUGAUAUUGAUGAGUGCGUGAAGAACCCCUGCGCCAAUGGUGGUCAUUGUGAGAACACGUACGGCUCGUACAGCUGUAAUUGUUCCCAGGGUUUCAGCGGGAGGUUCUGUGAACUGCGGUCACAGGUCAGGAAUGAGUUUGUCUCCACCUCCUGGAACAUCGGCCUGGAGGAGGUCGUCGGAAUAGUGGUGUUCAUCAUGAGCAUCUUCCUCCUGGUCCUGCUCUUCGUCCUCGUCCGCAAGAGCUUCUGUAAGCCCGGCAAGUCUAAGCCGGAGGAGGGCAAGCAUGCGCCCGUCAGCUCGUUCCUACAGGGCCCGUACUUCGACGCCAGCCUCACCAAGAACAUCUACUCGGACAUCCCGCCCCAGAUCCCCGUGAGACCCAUCUCCUACACCCCCAGCAUUCCGAGCGACUCCCGGAACAACUUGGACCGCAGCUCUUUCGAGGGUUCUGGGAUCCCGGAGCACCCAGAGUUCAGCACCUUCAAUCCCGACUCGCUGCAUGGCCACCGGAAGCCCGUGGUGGUGUGCAGCGUGGCUCCUAACCUGCCCCCUCCCCCGCCCUCCAACCCCCCCUCGGACAGCGACUCCAUACAGAAGCCCAGCUGGGAAUACGACUAUGACGCUAAAGUUGUGGAAUUAGAUCCAUGCUUAACAAAGAAGCCCACAGAGGACCACACCUGCCGGAGCAUCUCUGAAGUCCAUUCACUUGGCUCCUUCCAUUCAGAACCUUAUGACGAUAGUGAGUCCUUUGUGGCUCAUGACUUCAAGAAUCCAAGAGGUUACCAUUGGGACACAUCUGAUUGGAUGCCGAAUGUUCAUCUUCCUGGAAUCCAGGAAUUCCCACAGUAUGACAUUCUGGAGACGCAUGCCCCAUUGUACAGUGAUCCCGAUGUCCUGGACACGGACUACUAUCCCGGCGGGUUCGACAUUGAGAAUGACUUCAUGCCGCCGUUAGACAAUUUUCCGAUCCAGGACGAGCUCCCCCCGCUCCCAGAGCACAGCGACCAGUAUGACACUUUGCGGCCCCCCAGGGAUCUGACCCCACCUGACAGAUCGGGGUCCCCCGAACACAGCCAGCAGCAGCUGUACAGCCUCCACAAAUACCUGCCACAGCACCAAUACCCCACGGACCUACUGCAGCCGCAAGAUACGGCCUUGGGUGCCAGAGGCCACAGCAGGCUACAGUGCUUUCCCACCCAUCCCCAGGGACAGGUGCGAGACACCGAGGCUCCCAGCGCAGACAGUGUGUCCCUGUCACCGUACACCUCCGCAGCCUCCUAUUCUGACACGUCAGACGCCGUGGUGAGCAAUUACGAGAGUGGGGACAAGGGCCACUUAGCUCGCGUCACUGUGCCCGCGCUGGACCCCUCACAGCACACUGAAGUCUGACACUGUAUCCAAACUUUCAAGUGCCUCCACUGUACCAGCACAAGUUCGUAAGCCUGCGCAUACGCCACAACAACUUUCAUGUAGCAAACAAAGCUGGUCGAGCCUGUUUUAUUACUGUGGUGAGAUCACUCGCUUUCAGCAACCACGUGACAGCACUGGAUCCUGUAGCCUGUCCUCCUGCUACACUGUAAACCGACUACAACUGGCUGUGUAACUGGCUUUAGGCAACUCCAACCCACAGACCCAGCAGAAACAAGGAAGAGAUGUACAACUAACAAAGAGACUGCAGAUAUGAUGUCUGUGUAAUUAUACAUGUAUAGUUCCA